Molecule: messenger RNA, 2087 nt
Organism: Cydia splendana
Lineage: Eukaryota; Metazoa; Arthropoda; Insecta; Lepidoptera; Tortricidae
Product: zinc finger protein OZF-like
Exons: 4
Coding region: 78-1634 (518 amino acids)
Biological process (GO): negative regulation of transcription by RNA polymerase II
Molecular function (GO): DNA-binding transcription repressor activity, RNA polymerase II-specific
Source: RefSeq, a predicted model, not a curated record
UGUAAAAACUCUUAUUUAAUGUAGAAAAAUUGGUUUUUUAGAUAAUCUUCAUCGUCGAGUAGGAACGGCAAUCAAAUAUGUCUGAUAAGGAAACAGAGUCAAUAGAUGACGAAAAGAAGGUCGAAACAGUGAUAGUUAAGAAUGAGUUGGACUGUACUGAAGAAAAAGUUCAGGAACAAUUGAAAGAAGUUACGGAAGAAAAGGCAAUGGGAGGAGAAUCAUCUGAAUCAGUUCAGGUGAAGAUGGAGAUAGUGUGUGUAAAGGAGGAGCCACACUGGUACGGAGCGAGUGAGACUGAACAAGCGGGCUUGUACAGCGACCACACGACUGAAGAGGAAGCGGUGCCCAGGACAGGGUCUACGCAGAAACCUGGAGUAGCAUUUGGGAAUGCUGCAAACACAUGCAAACAAGAGGCAGUUGAAGAAUUCAUUGUACCAGACCAAUUAGGGUGCUCCAAUUGGGGCUCCACAGACAACAGCAUGUUACUACAGAUAACCAGACUCUCUACCAUGCACGAAGGAACUCUGUUCAGAAGGAGGUUCAAGGAAAGAAAGAAAAAAGGAAAAGUUAACAAUGACCUUGAAGAGACUGGGAAAUAUCAAUGCGAUUUAUGCAGCAAGAAAUUUACAGUCAAAAAAUAUUUGGUUGGUCAUCUUAACUAUCACAAGUAUAAAAAACCGUUUCAUUGCGGUAUAUGUAACAAAACGUUUUCGUGUGAGACUUACGCGUCUGCGCACGAGAGGAUUCACACUGGUGAGAAGCCAUACAGUUGCAAACUCUGCAAUAAAGCUUUCAGGUGCUCCAGCCAUCUGAUCAAGCAUGAAAGAACUCAUACAGAAGACAAGCCGUUUUCAUGUGAAGUUUGUAAAAAGCAAUUUAGAGAGAAAACACAACUGAAGCUUCAUGAGCUUUUACACAAAGGGGAAGAGGCGAAACAGUAUCCUUGCAAGUUUUGUCCAAAAAAGUUCAUACAUAUGUAUAAGCUGACGAUUCAUGAACGGAACCAUACUGGGGUUAGGCCGUUCGAGUGUAAGACAUGCGGGCAGAGCUUUGUCCAAAAGUUCCAACUAGACAGUCAUAACAGAUUACACACAGGUGACAAACCGCGUAUAUGCGAAAUAUGCGGCAAGCAUUUUAUAACAAAGGCGGACUUAGUGAGACACGAGCGCAUACAUACUGGAACCAAGCCGUACAGCUGCGACUUAUGCCAGCGGCAGUUCUCCCAAAAAGCGCACUUAAACUCUCACAUGUUAAUUCACAGUGGGGAGAAACCCUACUCGUGCGAAACAUGCUCAAAGAAGUUCAGCUGCAAACCCUCUUUGGUUAUCCACUCACGAGUACACACGAACGAGAGACCGUACCCUUGCAGGGUAUGCGGGAGGCAAUUCAAACAGGGUGGCGUCAGGAGGAGGCACGAAGCGACUCACACGCGAGACAAAACCAUAGCAUGCGAAGUGUGCAACGAACAUUUCGCCCUCAAAAGGGAGCUGAAGAAACACCAAAGAGUGCACUUGGUGUACACUUGUGAUAUAUGCAAUAAGAUAUUUAGAGAUAAAUUCAAUUUUAAUAGACAUGUGCAGACGCAUAGUGAACAACCUGAGGAAAACGAAGAAAACUUAGAAGUCCCAGAGUAAUAAAAAAUUACUUUUCCAUAAGAGUCACACGAACGCGCCGCCAUAAACCCGCAUCCAUACAAUCGAAGUUACGUUCUCAUUUUAAAACUAUGCAUGUGUGUAUAAAAAUGUGCAUGCCAAGUCAAAGAAUAAAUAAUAGUACUACCGUACAGAAAGGACACUUCCUACAAAACCGAAGUUUGACAGCGAUUCAGGGUCGAAUCAUAAUAUCCCUUUCUAACUUAUGGCACUAUCCCUUUCGACUAUUUAGGGUUGUCAAAAUUCAAGUGAUUAUCUUAUCUGUGGUCGGGCACGCAAAGGGACGUCAAGUUGUGUCAACCCUAUUAAUUCCUCGGAGCAAUGCUGAGCCGAAGGGACCCGAGUUUGCCCGAAGUCAGGAGGGUCUCCCCACAGGCUACUUCGAUAAAACGGGAGCUUCUUUUCGUUGUAACUAUAAGUAAAAAAAGUGAAACA